GGCCCCGCCGCGCCGGGAGGAGGAGGCGGCGGCGGCGGCGGGGAGGGGCGGCGCGGCGGCGGGGGCAGCCGGGCCCGGGCUGGCGCUUGGCGGCGCCGCGGGCGCGGCGAUGAGCGGCCCCUCGGAGGCGCGGGAGCUGCCGGAGCGGCUGCGGGAGGCGGCGGCGCUGGGGGACGUGGAGGAGGUGCGGCGGCUGCUGCGCGCGGGGGCGGACAUCAACUCCCGCAACGAGAUCAACGGCUGGACGUGCUUGCACUGGGCCUGCAAGCGGAACCAUGCCCAGGUGGUGUCCUGCCUGCUGGAUGCGGGGGCCGAUAAGGCCGUCCUCACGGCCAAAGGAGAGCGGGCCGCCCAGCUAACUUCAAAGCCGGACAUCAGGAAGAUUUUGGGAGAGGAAGAAAAUGAAUGUCAAGAAGUGAAAGAUUUAAAAUUACCAAUUGUUGCAAACUAUUUGGCCAAUCCACCAUUCCCUUAUAUUUACACUAAAGAAAGCAUUCCAGACAACUUGACUGAAUCCCAGAAUGAAAGUGUUUCCACAUCUUCCGCUUCCCAGUGUGAACCUAGUCCUUGUUCAUCAGCAACUCAGGUUGAAAGCAUUUGCACACCUACAUCAUUGAAUGGUGAAGAUGAUUUUCCUGCAUUAGACGCUGCAGAACAGCCAACCACCCCGUCAGCAACUGUCACAGCACCAAAAUGCAUAAAACCGAAUGUACAGAAUGGCCCUAUUUGUCAACCACCCUUGUCUCAUAGCAGAGCUCUGUUUUCUCCAGUAGCAUCGAAACAAGCUAUACCUCAGCAAAUGAACGGUUCACCUGCUGGUCCUGCAGCAACGUUCCAGCCCUUUUUCUUUACUGGAACUUUCCCAUAUAACAUGCAAGAACUUGUGCUUAAGGUAAGAGUCCAGAACCUCAGAGACAAUGACUUCAUUGAAAUUGAACUAGACAGACAAGAACUGACCUAUCAAGAUCUGCUCAGAGUGAGUUGCUGUGAACUGGGUGUUAAUCCAGAACAAGUAGAGAAGAUCAGGAAAUUACCUAAUACACUGGACAAGGAUGUUGCCAGACUUCAGGACUUUCAAGAACUGGAAUUAGUUCUUGCGAAAAGCGACAACUCUCCUUUCAGAAAUGCUGCAUCAACUUUGACCGAAAGACCAUGCUACAAUAGUAGAGCAUCAAAGCUGACUUACUGACUCUUCUGGAGGAAUCUAGAAUAUGAAAACCUGGUAAUUACAUGCUACUGCCUUUUGAAGGCAGUGAAUUAAUUGUGUGUGAAACCUUAAGUUAUUGUUAGGGUUAAUAUUUUAACUAAUAGUUUAUCUUUGAUAUUUAAUAUCCCCUCUGCUUUUAUUUUUUUACUUGAUGCUGUAUUCAGAUAAAGGAUACCUCAUUUGUCUACUAAAAUCACAUGCUUCCAAUGCAGUUCAAUAAAGUUUAUUAGUUGUAUUUGGCAGCAGAGGGCAGGAAGAACUUAAUUGUUGGUAUGAAAAGUAUGUUGAGUACUUGCACUCUUUGACCAAGUUACAGUGUUGUAGAAAAGAGAUUCAGGAAAUGGUAUAUAUUCUUUUUAAACUUCCUAAUUAAGUUAAACUUUAGAGGGUUUUUUUGGCAUAUAAUGAACUGUUGCUCUCUAAAAAUGUAAAAUUUGCAAUUCCUUAAUCUCUUCUUAAAGUCUUAACAAGAUGCAGUGUCUUUUUUUCACUUCACCACAAAAUGUUAUGUGAACUGAGGACUGACAAGUUGAAGGCUUGCAGUAGUGGGAGUCAACAGAGGAGCAUCUUCAAGAAUUUGACUUUUUUCCAUUUGAGACAUGGCUUUUAAGUUUCAUGCACAGGCCCAGGACUGAAGUGCAAUAGUAAUGAGUUAAGUGCAACAGACAUUCCGUAUUAUUUGAGCCAUGUCUAUAUCAUGGGCAUGAGGCCUGAACUGCCGUGCAAGCUAAUCCCAGAACUGCACCUGAAGCAGGUCUGUACCUGAAGUGCACAAAAGUCUUAUUUUCCUGCAGCACACUGUCAUCCUGGCUGUGUUGCUGCUAGACAGAAGGUGGUACAUACGCAAAAAAACGCACUACAGCUUGUGCUGGUGUUAGCUUGCAGCUCUGCACCACACUGCACUGCAUGAUGCAGAUAGAUGGCCUUACUCCACCUAAACACAGCCCAUUAGCAGUAAGCCAUUCCAUCUGUCUGCUGGGGGUAGAAAUACGUAAUACUAGCAAGUGAUAGGUGAAACAAUUUUUCACUGGGCUGAAAAUAGUAAUAGUAGAAUUAAAAUUGUCCACAUGUAAAUGGCUGUUGCUUUCCCCCAUAAGAGUAAUUGUAACUUAAAUGAUGGGAUCCUUCCACCUCCAAAAAAAUCUGGAAGCAUCUCUUAACUGCAGAGUAAUAAAAGUGGCAAAGUUAGUUAACAUGCCAAUUCAAAAGAAAGCCUGUUAUGUUUCAGGGGGUAAGGAUGUGAGCACAGAGCUGAGGCUGUUGUUUUUUUCUAGCCUCUUGAGAAGACUGCAUUACUUACAUCAAAACUCAGUACGGGAAGUCAGGUAACUUUGUGGACAAGCCUCACGGAACAGUUCGGGGAUGCAUGGUUAGUUUCUGCUGUGAGAAGAGCAGAAGAAGCACAAUAAUACUUUUGAGGUAUCACAAGCUUAAGGAACAUACUAUGCUCUUGAUUAGCCAUACUAAACAGGGAACAUAAACAAAGUAGGAGAAAUGGCAAUUAGCAUUGCACCCCUGGAAGAAUAAAUAAGCUGUAACUUUACAUUGCACAGUCUACUUAAAUCUAGUUUCACUUCUACAUAGCAGCAAAUGUUUUACCUAGGUAAGUACUGCAGAGGGCUGAAGGCCUCCAGGUGCUUUCACUAAAUAUUUAAAACAAAAAAGAAAACAAAAAAAACCCAAAACCAAAACACCACCCACACACAGACUUUGGUUAAGCUGCAGAUGGCUUAAUUUUCAUAUAAGUAAAUCAAAAAUGAAAAUUCAUCUGUGGUUUUAUGAAUGGUGAAAGUCAUCAUCAAAACAAAAUCUGAAAUCAUUCCUCUUCAUCCCAAGCAAGUUCUCUGAAGGCACUUAAGUAGCAGCAUUUUUGGAGCAUUAACAUCUGGAAAUUUUGCCAACAUGGUAGUCUGCAAAGCUAUACCUUAAGAGGCUUUUUGUAGCCAACCCUGCCCCCCACCACACACACACACAAAAAACCCUACAGGGAUAACCUUUGCACCAAAAACUUUAAUGGGGUACUUGUUCGUUUUUUUUUUUUUUCCCUGGACAGGAGCUAUUUAAAAAAAACAACAAAAAAAUCUAGUACUGGUUUUCCUUCCACCUCUAGUUUAUUAAGCUGUGUAAGAGCAGCAUCCUUAUGCAUAGCUGAAACAGUGUUUCUUUGCUGAUCUGGGCUGUAGUGUUGCUGUUCAGACUGCAGGUAGUACAAUCGACAUGCUUUGGUAGGAGCAGCAUGGCUGCCACCAUUUCUUAGCUUCCUGUGGAGAAGCUGCUUUAUCCUGGAAUCAGCUCCUCCAGGGGCUAGUUGUGAGGUUAGUACAGGAACGCACAUCAGGAAUAUGGACAUCUCCUUUACCAACAGAAUAAAUGCUUGUUUCAGUGUUCAGGAUUUUACUAAAUUACUUGCACUUUCUUCAACUCAAAAUUUUUGCAUACUGGAUUCAAAAUAAUCAAUCACCAUCCUUUCCCAACUGCUCCGUAUUAUAAUGAAUGUGACUUAACAUCACUUAAACACUGCCAACCAUUGCAAUGCUGCUGUUUAAGGAGUCUAAGUGCACAAAAUUGAACUUUUAUUAGUUGAAGUGAAGUCUUGCAUCAUUCCCUACAUAACUGUUUAAGUACCUGCUCUCUCCCUUUUUCUGCAUCCAGGAGGUGCACUAGUGUUAAAGUGUGAUUCAACUCCUGCUAAGCUCAAGCCUGUGACACAGUAUGAAGUAAAAAUUCAUAGCUACACCACCCUAUUUUUCUUGUAGGACAAGAAAGGGGCUUUUAUCUUAACAUAUGCAUAUUUAUCCUUUUAGCAUAGUUUGAAGGCUAGUUCAGAUGUGCAAUAAUUGUUCAGAAAAAUCUAUUAGUUAAUGGCUCAAAAUUAAAAGUAUUUAAUUUUGCAGUUCCUGUGUUUAGGAAGUCAGUGUAAAGACUGCCUCCACUAAUUACUGAAAGUUCGGCUAUAGCAGCAGCUGGUUUUAAAAAAAAGCUUUAUUUGCUGUAGUUUCCACAAAGAAUAAUUGUUAACUUCAGUCAUGAUCUGACUAACAGUACUAAUAACAGUAAGUCUAUGCAUUCAGAGAAAUAUUUUUGUAUGUUUUAUGCAGUUUGAUAAACUCUAAGGCACACUAGCUUUUUUUUUUCUUUAUAAACUGUUGGUAUGACAACUGAGAAUAAGUUUACAGAACUUAGUGUUUUUGCAAGGACAACUUUUGUUUGCACUACAAACUUCUAUUGAACUAACAUUCCUACUUUUCACCUGUAUUAAAGUAUCAAUUGUUUCAA
Dromaius novaehollandiae (emu) is the source of this 4483-nucleotide messenger RNA. Its product is annotated as ankyrin repeat domain-containing protein 40-like. The transcript is spliced from 5 exons. The coding region runs from base 110 to 1189 and encodes 359 amino acids. The record is from RefSeq and is a predicted model, not a curated record. Lineage: Eukaryota; Metazoa; Chordata; Aves; Casuariiformes; Dromaiidae. Gene Ontology annotation, molecular function: protein binding.